GAGAUGCUGGAGGUGGUCGGCAACGACUACCAGGACGCCUUCCCCGUGAUCUUCGGCCAAGCGUCCAAGUGCAUGUGUCUGGCGUUUGGCGUGGAUGUGAAGGAGGUGGACCCCAGCAACCACUCCUACGUCCUGGUCACCGUCCUGGGCCUCACGUGCGGUGGGAUGCCGAGCGGUGAGCAGGGCAUGCCCAAGACCGGGCUCCUGGUGCUGCUCUUGGGGGUGAUCCUCCUGAAGGGCGACUGUGUCCCCGAGGAGGAGGUGUGGGAAGUGCUGGGGGGCAUGGGGGUGUACGCUGGCAGGGAGCACGUCAUCUACGGGGAACCCAGGGAGCUGCUCACCAAUGUCUGGGUGCAGGAAGGGUACCUGGAGUACCGGCAGGUGCCUGGCAGCGACCCUGCCUGCUACGAGUUCCUGUGGGGUCCCAGGGCCUAUGCUGAAACCAGCAAGUUGCAAGUGCUGGAGUGUUUGCUGCAGGUCAAUCGGAGGCAGCAGCCUUCCUCCCUGGCCCUGUGUGAAGUCUCUGAGCAAUGAGGAAGA
Messenger RNA from Ailuropoda melanoleuca (giant panda), 540 nucleotides. Its product is annotated as melanoma-associated antigen 11-like. Gene Ontology annotation, biological process: negative regulation of transcription by RNA polymerase II. NCBI's taxonomy places the organism in Eukaryota, Metazoa, Chordata, Mammalia, Carnivora, Ursidae. The annotation marks the transcript as partial. The transcript has a single exon. Gene Ontology annotation, cellular component: nucleus. The record is from RefSeq and is a predicted model, not a curated record.